GAUUUUAGGAUAAGGCAUACAGCAAUGAAAAUAAUGCGCAACAAUUUGUAUCUUUCUUUUUACCAUUAAAAAUAAUACAAGUGAAUAUAUCAUGAAUUUCUUCAUGCUUGUUUACAUUGACAUCUUGUUUUUUUCAAAAGUUUCCAUUCAGCGGAGAUCGUGUGCGGCCUGGAGUUCCUGCACAACUGCGGCAUUGUUCAUCGGUCAGUAUAGAUCUUAUCUGCCUAAUAUUUCUAUUGGGUUAUCUAUAUUUUAUCACUUUACAUUGCUUCCAACCUUCAGUUUCUAUAUCUGUUUGAUUUAUCUUAUCUGCCUCUACAUAUACUCCCUUUUUCUAUAUUACAGAGAUCUCAAGCCUGACAACAUCCUGCUGGACCAGGACGGCCAUGUUAAAAUAUCAGACUUCGGCCUGGCAGUUCCUAACGUGUUCGGUGACAAGACCAUCAGUGGCCGGGCAGGAACAUUGUGGUACAUGGCUCCAGAGGUCCUGCAAGGGCAGAGAUACAAUGCUGCAGUGGAUUGGUGGGCACUUGGAAUCAUCAUGUGUCAAAUGGCUUCUGGGGACUCCCCCUUUUAUGAAGGCAACGAUAGGGAGAAGGUCAUCAGCUCUAUCAUCAAUGAUGAGCCCAGGAUUCCUCGUUGGCUGAAUGACGAUCUCAAGGAUCUUCUGAGAAAGCUCCUGGAGAAGGAUCCAAAUCAGCGCCUUGGUGCUCAUGGGAAUAUAAAAUACCACCUAUACUUCUCUGGAAUCGAAAAAAGUACCACUCCCUUUCCAGCUAAGAGCACCUCCAAUGGAGCCUCUCAUGCCAUCUGA
Xenopus laevis (African clawed frog) is the source of this 814-nucleotide messenger RNA. Its product is annotated as protein kinase C delta type. The transcript has 4 exons. The coding region runs from base 92 to 814 and encodes 240 amino acids. The record is from RefSeq and is a predicted model, not a curated record. Lineage: Eukaryota; Metazoa; Chordata; Amphibia; Anura; Pipidae.